AUGAAUAUUUCUACCCCUCAAUACCCAAGUUUUAAACUCUCUCCAGAGUCUCCAUCCUCAUCAUGGGAUGAGCUUCUUUUUGUUGAGAAUUUCCUUUCACUACACAAAGGUGAUGCAGCAAAUGAGAAUCUUCAAUUCAAGAUCUUCACCGAGGAAGUUCAAGAACCAAUGAAUAUCGAUUUCUCCAAGGGGAAAAACAAAGAAAAGGUCAAUUUCAAGGCCAAUGAAGAGAAUCUAAAGCAAAAGCACUACAUAGGAGUUCGAAGGCGACCAUGGGGAAGGUUCGCAGCCGAGAUUAGGGAUUCAACAAGACAAGGAAUGAGGGUUUGGCUCGGAACGUUUGAUAGUGCUGAGGAGGCCGCUUUGGCUUAUGAUCAAGCUGCAUUUUCGAUGCGAGGCCAGUUAGCUCUCCUGAACUUCCCAAAGGAGAGAGUCCAGGAGUCGCUUCGAGGCAUGAAGAUGAAGUGCAGCUACAAGGAUGGAUAUUCCCCAGUUGCAGCGCUGAAGGAAACACAUAAGAUGAGAAGUGUGUCGAAAGGUAGGAGAAAGAAAGGGAAAGAAAUAAAUGGAGGAAAUGUUUUGAUAUUUGAGGACUUAGGAGCAGAUCUGUUAGAUGAGCUCCUGAGUUCAUAUGAGAGUGAAAGUACAAGAUCGUAA
This is a messenger RNA of Ilex paraguariensis (yerba mate), 657 nucleotides long. The record is from the annotation of a GenBank genome assembly. Lineage: Eukaryota; Viridiplantae; Streptophyta; Magnoliopsida; Aquifoliales; Aquifoliaceae.